Cygnus atratus (black swan) is the source of this 2397-nucleotide messenger RNA. RefSeq names its product lengsin, lens protein with glutamine synthetase domain (gene LGSN). The record is from RefSeq and is a predicted model, not a curated record. NCBI's taxonomy places the organism in Eukaryota, Metazoa, Chordata, Aves, Anseriformes, Anatidae. The transcript has 4 exons. Gene Ontology annotation, cellular component: membrane; cytoplasm. The coding region runs from base 1 to 2397 and encodes 798 amino acids. Gene Ontology annotation, molecular function: glutamine synthetase activity.
AUGAACGAGAAGAAAGAUCUUACUCAGGAGAACACAUCUGGAAGUGCCAAUGAUGAAGUUGAUGGCAACAAUAUAUGUAGUUUCAGAAAGAAAAAAGGAGUCAAAGGUACAACAAAGCAUGUUCCUCUGUUAGAAAAUGAGAAGACGGAGUUGUCUCAUACCUCGAAAAUCCCAGAUCCUCAUCAUCUUCAAGGAAUCACUGGUUGUUCAGAACCACCAUCACAUCAAUCUCUUCAAAACCUGACUAAUUUUCCUCCAGUGCAAAAAGACAGAGGGGAUAGUGGCAGUUCCCAUUUUGUCAGCAGCGUGAAAGAAGACAUGUCGGGGGAAACACAUGAAAUCCCAGAAAAUUCCGGCACUGGGAAAAAAGUAAUAGAAAAAAUGCGUAAGAAGAUAGAUACACCAGAUAAAACAAAGUUGCCUAUGGGUGCACAAGCUGCCAGCAACACAGAAAAAGCUGGGUGUACAGACACAGUGUACAAGGAAGAGGACAGUGAAAAGAUGGACUGUAUACAAGAAGAACAGGGUAGGACAGAUGAAGAUAGCAAGUUUCAUAUGACAAAGACAGGCUUCAUGGAGAGUACUGCAACCACACAAGGAAGAAGUACUGCAGAGUCCUUCACACCUGGCAUUUCUGAACAAAGUCUGGAAGAGCUGAAAAAACUUCUAAGUGAAGGUCCUCUGCCUGACUAUGGGCCCAAUUGCAGUGGCAGGUCAGGUGGCACUUUUUCUCAGCAAAACCUGAAGCCUGGGGAGAAAAUAGCUGACAAACAGGGCAGAUCCUUUGAGAUGUUUAGUCUCCAUUUUGGAAAAGAGAAUCAAAAGUACCAUAGUUUCCACAAGGACGGAGUGGGACAGCAGAGCAAAUCUCUUCUGGUCCUCAGCUCUGCUGGGUCUGAUCAGCAACAGCCAGCAGGCGGUGAGGUGGAUCAACCUAUUCUGAGACAACCAGCAACUUCUACGAGUGCAGAAAGCACUGCUCCGGAGAUUGAGUUCGGCUCUUCUGCAAGCCACACCGCAUCCAGCAGAGAGCCUGAUAUAAACAGCCUCAGAAAUCCAACUCUCCUUCACCUCUUCUCUCAUAUUGAAUUUAUUAAGCAGCAGAUGGCCAGAGACAACAUACAGUUCGUCAGAUUUGAAUCAAUAGACCUCCACGGUGUGUCAAGAUCAAAGAAUGUUCCUUCUCGCUUUUUUCAUGAAAAAGCAAUUCAUGGUGUUGCCAUGCCCAGAAGUUAUCUUGAACUGACCCUGAAUCCUAAGGAUAAUGAAAUAGAUUACAUAAAUGCAACAAAUUUUAAUUGUGACAUAAUCCUCAACCCUGAUUUAUCAACGUUUCGAAUUCUACCCUGGACUGAGCAGACUGCUAGAGUGAUAUGUGAUUCUUUCACUGUACUGGGCAACCCUCUAAUGACCUCACCUAGGCACAUUGCCAAGAAGCAGCUGAGCCAGCUUCAGGACAAUGGCUUUUCUCUACACUCUGCCUUCACUUAUGAAUUUUGUAUUUAUGGCAUUACUGAGGUUGUAAAUUCAAAGACAAUAUCCUUUCCUGCAGCAACGAUACUAAAUAACCAUGACCAGACAUUCAUUCAGGAGCUCAUUGAAGGAAUGUAUUAUACUGGAGCCAACAUUGAAAGCUUUUCUUCUUCCAGUGGGCCUGGACAAAUGGAGAUCACUUUUCAUCCAGCAUUUGGAAUAGAUGCUGCUGACAGUGCCUUCACAUUUAGAACAGGCAUUAAAGAGGUGGCUAAGAAGUAUAACUAUGUAGCUAGCUUUUUCUCAGAAUCAGGAUUCUACAAUUCAGGGGCUCUUUCACACAGCCUGUGGGAUGUGAAUGGCCAAAAGAAUUUGUUUUCUACUGGUUAUGGAGUUGAGGAGCUCACAGAUAUUGGAACAAAUUGGCUAUCUGGUCUCUUGGCACACUCAGCAGCUAUUAGCUGUUUGAUGGCUCCUACCACCAGCUGCCGUAAGCCUUAUUCCAAAUACAGUAAAGAAUCAAAAGAGACUGUAAAUGCAAAAUGGGCAUAUAAUGAUAACAGCUGUGCCUUUAAUGUCAAAUGUCACGUUGGAAAAGGUACUCAUAUAGAGAAUAAAUUAAGUUCUGCUACAGCAAACCCCUACCUCGUGCUCGCUGCUACAGUUGCUGCAGGUCUAGAUGGAAUAAAAAGAGGACUUAGGUAUGAUGAUAUGUCCCAAGAAGAAAACCGUGUUUCUGAUCUGAAACCUUCAUCCAUCCCUUUGAAGCUAGAAGAUGCUCUUGUUGCACUUGAGAAAGAUUCAUGCAUUCAGGAAGCAUUAGGUGAAACUUUUAUCAGAUAUUUUGUUGCCAUGAAACAUUAUGAGUUAGAAACUGAAGAAAUGGAUAUUGAAAGGAAUAAAUGCCUGGGGUAUUUUAUUUAG